UUUACCCGCAGCUCGAUAUUCAAAUUCCCUCACAGGUGCUGCGCACGCUUUUGAGUCUUGAACUGCGCUAUGGAUCAGUCACUGAUAAAUGAAUUGACGAACUGCCUACAACACACACUAUCACCAGAUCGAGAGAGCAGGAAGUCGGCAGAAUCAUAUCUAAAGGCUGUGGAACUACGCCCGUCUUAUUGCCUAUGUUUACUUAGGAUUCUUCAGGAUUCCAAUGUCCCUCUCCCUACACGUAUGGCCGCGGCUAUUACUCUGAAGAAUUUUAUAAAAAACCGCUGGCAUGUCGAUCCUGAAGAAACAGAUAAUAUACAAGCAUCUGAUCGUGAAGGUUUACGCAAUCAACUUAUCGGAGCUAUGCUUUCUGUAUCAGGCAAUUUACAACCACAGCUAUCUGAAGCUAUAAGUACAAUUUGGCGUGAAGAUUUCCCGCAUAGAUGGCCUAAUUUAAUUCCUGAAUUAGUUCAACGAAUGGCUCAACUUGGUGCAGACUUAAGCAUGGUUCAUGGAGUUCUGUAUACUGCGCAUACAUUGUUUAAAAGAUAUCGUCAUGAAUGCGCGGGUUCCGAGCUCUACACAGAAAUGAAGCUUGUAAUUGGUCAGUUUGGUGCACCACUCACAGAACUUGCAAAAAACCUUCUGGCGUUAGUUGUGGGAGGAAGUCAAAACAUGGAUCCACCACGUCUGGUUACAGCUCUUCAAUGUUUGCUGCUCGUCUGUAAAAUAUUUCUUAGUCUUAAUUGUCAGGAUUUACCAGAAUUCUUUGAAGAUAACAUGCAAGAUUGGAUGUCAUUUUUCCGUAGCCUCUUACAACUGAAUUCAUCAAGUCUUAAUUUAACAACUAGUGGUGAUGCCGGGGGAGAAACCAAUGGAAUUGUUUUAGUUGAACAAAUUAAAUCUCAAGUUUGUGAUAAUGCCAGCUUGUAUGCAUCUAAGUAUGAACCAGAGUUUGCUACCUAUCUGCCUGGAUUUGUUACUGAUGUCUGGGAAAUGCUGUUGGGCACUGGUGCACAAACAAAAUAUGACUUGCUUAUUGGUAAUGCAAUCAAUUUCCUGAGCUCUGUCAUAUCACGUCCACAACAUAGAUAUCUUUUUGAGAAUCCAGAAACACUACAAAAACUUUGUGAAAAAGUCAUUCUACCAAAUAUGCAUUUUAGAGCUUUAGACGAAGAGUUAUUCACUUAUAGUCCUGAUGAAUAUAUACGCCUGGAUUUAGAAGGAUCAAAUGCACAAACCCGUCGAAGAGCAGCCUGUAAUCUUGUACAUGUUCUGUGUGAAGCAUUUGAAGGUCCUGUUGUGACUAAUUUUUCAACGUAUAUUGAACACCUGUUAAACGAGUAUGCUAAUACCCCGAGUGGUGGGGCAUGGACAUCGAAAGAUGCUGCUUUACUGCUGGUUACAACAGUGGCAAGUCGUGGAAAAACAGAAAAGCAUGGUGUUACAAUUUCUACGGGAUUAGUUAAUUUGACAACAUUUUUUGAAAAUCAUGUCCUGCCUGAAUUACAAAAUCCUGAUGUUAACUACUUGCCUGUAAUUAAAGCUGAUUGUCUACGUUAUGCAAUCGCUUUCCGAUCUCUACUCCCGCCAAUGGCUUUAGUCAACCUGUUAAAUAUGACGCCUAACUUAGUGAUGGCUGCAGCGACGGUUGUACAAAGUUAUGUGGCAGCUGUAAUUGAUAAACUACUCGCUAUGCGACGACCAGAUUCACCAGCAGAACCUUUAAUAUUGAAAGAACAAGUGGCAGAUCCUCAGUUAUUGAUUGACCGAUUAUUAGCUAUACUCAAUAAUCCAGAGUAUUGUGAAAGUGUUUAUGUGAUGCGAGCUCUAAUGAGAGUCUGUUGUUGCCUACAAGAACGUUGUCUCCCAUCAAUGAACAAUCUUGUCUCUACACUAUUGGCUCGUCUUACUCAGGUUACAAAGAAUCCUUCGAAACCAGAUUUUAAUCAUUUCUUAUUUGAAACAAUCUGCUUGUGCAUUCGGUUAACAUGUGCAGCUGAUCCUAAUUCUGUGGUACAUUUUGAAGCAGCAUUUCUACCAAUUUUCCAGGAUAUUCUACAACAAGAUGUUGUGGAAUUUGUACCGUAUGUAUUCCAAUUGAUAAGUGUUAUGCUCGAACAGUAUCCAUCCUCGCAAUCAGUUCAAGUGAAUUGUAAGCCGCAGUCAAUGUUAAACGGUAGCGCAACAAAUCCCAAUAGUCUACGACCUUCACAAGCGUAUUCAGCUCUACUCCAGCGUAUCUUAGUUCCAUCAUUAUGGGAACCAAGUCGGAAUGUUCCUUCACUUGUUCGCCUGCUACAAGCUUAUCUUCUACAUGAUAUGGAUGAUGUUUUAUCAGAAAAUAAGAUAUCACCUAUCAUGGGAGUAUUUCAAAAAUUAGCCAGUUCAUCAACUAAUGAAGUGCAUGCCUUCGCAUUACUAAAUGCCUUGCUUCUAGCUGGUCCAAAAGAUACUAUGAUGCCUAAUAAUUUCCGUCAAAUAUUUAUGGUCAUAUUUCGUCGACUACAAACGUGUAAAACAGAAAGAUUUUUGAAAGCCUUUGCAUCAUUCAUCGCUCAUUUUGUAUUGAUCUAUUCACCGAAUGAAUUAAUCACCCUUGUCGAUGGUAUUCAAUCGAAUAUAUUCUCGCGUGUUUUGGAGAAAGUACUCAUUCCAUAUGCUGACGCCAUUAUCACUAGUCCUUUGAUCCCGUCAAUUGGUUUUGGAAAAAGCACUGAAACCUCAGGUAUCCCAUCUACUUAUGUUUGUACACAAUGGCGUGAAAAUUCUAUUGGUUUGAUAAGAUUUAUCGGUGAAGCACAAGGGCUACUUGUUGAUGGUGCUGCUUAUCGUGCUUCAUGGUUGCCUUUGCUGACAAAAAUUAUCUCCGGUCUGGCAAAUGGUCCAAAUCGUGGUGGUGAGGCAGCAAGUGAUAUUGCUGUAUCAACUGCUAUUAAUUCAAUGGUGAAUGGUUUCAGUAAAGAUGAACGUUUCAUUGAAAUGGAUUCUGAUCCGUCUGGUCAAUCAGCCUAUUCUCAACUGACAUUUGCAGUUCAACGUCUUCCUGAUCUGUGUGCAUCGAUUACAGAUCCAAGAAUUUAUCUGGCUAAAACACUGCACGAUUUGUCGAACCAAUCGCCUGGAAAGAUGCCGUUGAUCCUCAACUCGAUCACAGAACAACCUAUAACCGCCUAUCUACAAUCGAUAAUGGGACGUGCUCAGUUAUGUAUAAACUAAUAACAAGUUAGAUGAAGAGAUGAUGAAGAAGAACAAUGAAUGUGAGAAGAUUCCUGUGUUUCUGUUUCCGUUUCCCCCUUCCCAUCCGCACCCCCGCCUAAAUCUUGUUCUUUCCAUUCUUCCCAUUCCUCACCACCCGCCCCCACCUUCGUCCAAUUCUGUUAUGUGUGUUGUUAGAACACUGUGUAAUUUUAUUCAAAGAUUUUAUGUGUUUCUAUCCAUAUUAUACAUAUAUACAUAUUCAGAUUUUGAUCACUAUUCACCACUAUUUCACAUUCUCUACUAUGUGUUUGUGUUUAAUGCGUACGUGUGUGUGUGUGUGUGUGUGCGAGCCAUCGAGCGAGAGAGACAGUUGAAGCAGUUUAGGUUAACGAAUUCUUUUUUGACAUCACAGAGACGCACGCACCCACUACUCCCCCCUUAUUUCCUGCCUUUUCAACAGAUCAGCUCCGUCUUCUUCUCCUUCCUUUGCCGCCUCCUUCAUCUUAGAGAAUUUUUUAUAUUUUGUGUCUCUCCCCCCCACCGAACUCACCAUUUUUGAUACUUUCACCAUCCGCCUCUUUUAUACGGCACUGAUUUUCCCUUUUUCCCCUAAUCCGGUUAUUUUUUUAUUUUUGUUGUUGUUGCUCUUUCCAAUUUUUGCACAUUUUGAGUUCUAGUGUUCAACAUGUGUGUGUGCGUGCAUGCAUGCAUGAAUGCGUGGGUGUGUGCACGUGAUGAUGCCUUUAUACCUCUGUUAUUAUUAUUAUUACUAUUUUUCAAAAAAUCUCUUUUAGGAGUUCAGUUUUCUUUACAAUGGUGUGUCUUGUUGACAUUAUUGUGUUUUUGUGUGUAUUUCUCCACCCCACCUAUCCUUCGUUUUUUUUAAAAGGGAGUGGGACACAGAGAGUGGUGCUGGUGGUAGUGGUGAAGUGUUAGCGAGAGAGAGAGAGAAAGAGAGACACGCUUAAAUGCAUUUUUUAUACUCAAUCUUGUUUCUCAAUUUCAUUUGUUUUCGUUUUUUGGUAUUAGAUUAUAAAAUAAUGAUGAUUAACAAAGGCUGGGGUUUUUUCCUCCCCUGA
This is a messenger RNA of Trichobilharzia regenti, 4280 nucleotides long. The record is from the annotation of a GenBank genome assembly. Lineage: Eukaryota; Metazoa; Platyhelminthes; Trematoda; Strigeidida; Schistosomatidae.